Messenger RNA from Striga asiatica, 1034 nucleotides. Lineage: Eukaryota; Viridiplantae; Streptophyta; Magnoliopsida; Lamiales; Orobanchaceae. The record is from the annotation of a GenBank genome assembly.
AAUGGGCUGAUGAAAGAGCACCUUCUCAAAAACACAGCACCUAACAAUCCCCAAAAAACACAACGCCUUCAAAGGAGAACCGCUAAUCAUCGGAAAGAAAGGCGGGGAAGAAGAAAGAUGGUUGAAGAAUCUGAGAAUUUAGCCACCGCCGUAAAAGAGGAAACAGAGGACUCAACAUCAAUGGCCAAGAACCACCACAAUCCUUCCGGAGACGAGUCGGACGCCGAGGAAGGGGAGAUCGUCGGCGACGAUCCGGAGAAAGCGGCCGUGGCGGCGCCGGUCCCGAAGCACCCCUUGGAGCAUUCGUGGACGUUCUGGUUCGACAAUCCUUCGGCUAAAUCUAAGCAGGCCGCUUGGGGAAGCUCAAUUCGCCCUAUCUAUACCUUCUCCACCGUCGAAGACUUCUGGAGUGUUUACAACAAUAUACACCACCCUAGCAAGCUAGCAGUUGGAGCAGAUUUUCACUGUUUCAAGAAUAAAAUAGAACCAAAAUGGGAAGAUCCUGUUUGUGCCAAUGGAGGAAAGUGGACUGUUACUUUCUCGAGGGGCAAAUCCGACACUUGUUGGCUCUAUACAUUACUGGCAAUGAUCGGAGAACAAUUUGAUUAUGGUGACGAGAUUUGUGGGGCAGUUAUCAAUGUCAGGGCAAGGCAGGAGAAAAUUUCUAUUUGGACAAAGAAUGCUGCAAAUGAAGCUGCUCAGCUAAGCAUUGGAAGACAAUGGAAGGAGUUUCUGGAUUAUAACGAUACGAUUGGUUUCAUAUUCCACGAUGAUGCUAAGAAGCUCGACAGGGGUGCCAAGAACCGUUAUAGUGUGUAGUUUCUUGGUGGCUUAAAUGUGUCCCAAUUGAGUUUUCUUUAGAUAGCUUUUGCUGGAACUUAGUUUUACCGAAACGCUUACUUGAUGUAGUCUUGUAGACUUGUGUUCAAUUGUAAGGCACUAGACACUAUGCAAAUCUAGUAAACUUUUGUUCUACCCUUGAAGCAUUUCUUGUCUUUGCUAUAUUGUAAAAUCAACUUCCUCAAUCUUCUCUU